CGGGUGGUUUCCCCCUAUAAGAAAGCUGGCUGAGUGAAUUGGGUGUAGCUGUGUCUGUGUGCGCCUUGGCCAAUGGAACCAGAUCCUCCCUGCAGUGCGUAAGAGCGCGAUUUAGGAUUUAACCAAGUCUUUGCUGCGGGGCUGGCUGCAGUCUUCACCAGAGCCCGACGGCCCGAGAGCCUUUUAACAAUGCCAGUGUAGUUUCCACACCACUUUGGAGUCAAGAUUGCCUUUUUUUUGCUAUAAUUAAAUAUAAAACAAAACCCGCGUGUUCCUUCUCGAAGUAUGACUGGAGUAUUCGACCGGAGGAUCUCGAGUGUGAAACCUGCAGAUUUCCAGAGCUCCUUCCAACUCUCCACCAUGCAUCAUCCGUCUCAGGAAUCUCCUACUUUACCCGAGUCCACCGCCACGGAUUCUGGCUAUUACAGUCCGGCCGCUGGAGUCACUCACGGCUACUGCUCGCCCAGCUCCACCUCGUACGGGAAGCCGCUCAAUGCCUACCAGUACCAGUACCCAGGUGUAAAUGGAUCCGCUGGAAAUUACUCGACAAAAUCCUACACUGAUUACAGCUCGUACACGACCCCCGCCUACCACCAGUACGCUGGGACUUACAGCAGAGUGCAAGCCCAGCCGAGUCCACAAGAAAAAGAGAUAAGCGAGCCUGAGGUGAGGAUGGUGAACGGCAAGCCGAAGAAAGUGCGGAAACCCCGGACGAUCUACUCGAGCUUCCAGCUGGCCGCCCUGCAGAGGCGGUUUCAGAACACACAGUACCUGGCGCUGCCGGAGAGAGCCGAGCUGGCUGCCUCGUUGGGGCUCACGCAAACACAGGUCAAAAUCUGGUUCCAGAACAGGAGAUCAAAAUUGAAGAAGAUCAUGAAAAACGGCGAGCUUCCACCGGAGCACAGCCCCAGCUCCAGCGACCCCAUGGCGUGCAACUCUCCACAGUCCCCGGCCGUUUGGGACACACAGGGCCCCUCCAGGCCGCACAGCCUACAGCCUCAGAGCAUCAACACGACGGCUUCUAACUUUUUGGAAACCUCGGGGUCAUGGUACACCUCAGCCGGCAGCUCCAUGGCUUCCCACCUGCAGACCCCUAACUCGAUACAGCACUCGUUGGCUCUUGGAGCGGGGACGUUAUAUUGAAAAAACCCUGUUGUUCAUUUCAAAUCCCUUUUUUUUUUUCCUUCUAUGGGACUCGUGUUCAAAUUUCAGAGGAAUAUGCAAUGUAUUUGAUGACAGUCAUAGAAGAAACGUGUAAAAUGUGUAAAUGUGUGCAUGUAAUUUAUUGCAUUUUGGAAGACUAUUAAACGUUUAAAUGGACAAUGGAACUUUGACACCUCCGGCCUCACUGCAGUCUCUUGUUAUUUUAACCCUCAGUUAUUUACACGGAAAAUCACGACAAAGACUCACACACAUAAAUAAUGUUUGUGAGCCUCAGGUGACAUUUCCCCCACCAGGUUGUAAAUCACAGCUGCUCAGUAUUGAGAUGAACCUAGAAAAUGUCGUAGCUUUCAUUCGCCGUGACGCCCUCCAUCCCUAUUUAUUCUGUGAUUUUAAUUUUUUAUUUUUUAUUAAAGACAUUACGCAGACAAACUGUCUUGGAGAUGGGGAUGGAAAAUGUCUGUCUUUUUUUGUGAGAAAUGUGCCUUUAUUUUCCUUUGUGGUCAGGCUCAGCUUAGUCUGCAUUUGCGAUAAAAGAAUUGAAGUGAGAAUUUGUGACUUUAUUAAACAGACAUUAAGCAAAUAAUGUGUUAUUGUAAAUACAUUUCUGAGAAAACAUGGCUACCAUCGACCACGGUAAGCCUUAACCUACCACAAUAAUUACACUUGCCUUAAUUGAAUACCGGUAUUUCUUGAACUGGAUUGAUUUGUUCUAUAAUAUUACUGAUGACAUUUCUGCAGAAUUCAUUCAAUCAUUAUAAUACUCUUAUAAUAUUUUAUAGAGACUAAUAUCUUGUUUGUGGGAGUCAUAGUGGCCUAUUUCCCCUUAUAGUAUUUUUUAAAACACUCGGAGUUAUGGUGAUAUCACAAGCUUUGUACCCUGAUAUUGUUAUAAUAAUCCAUAUUUUUAAAAUAACCCAAAUUGUUUCAAAUCCAUGGUAUAUCCCCCUCCUAUUUAAUAUUAUAAAAUCCUUGGAUAACCCUUAUUAUUUUAAUUAUUAUUAUUGUUAUUAUUAUUAUAUUCGCCGUUGCCUCUGAUCACGAAUGAUCAGCUUUUUUUUUUAUCAUUCACAUUGUGUUUUAGUGGAGAAGCUGAUUGAGCCUCUCAGUCGGUUCCAGCUCGUCUGUAAAGAAAAUGCCUGCUCGUCGCAGCAGACAGUCUGCAGUCGCUCUCGCUUUGUGUCCCCUACAAUUAGCCGCUUUGAAUGGCAGAGAGGAGGCGAGGGGGGCGGCACGGAGAUCUGAGACAAUCCGCAUUCCUGUGGGGGUAGACCGGCUCCAGAGCUCUGCCACUCCCGGCCGCAGCCCACCUUCCGGGUAAAAUAAAAAAAAAAAAAAAAGGAAGAAAAGAAAAAGAAAAGAAAAAUCCUCCACAAUUUCACCAUGUUAUUAGCAGGCAGUAAUACCAGCGCUGCCGCUGCGAAACCGCCGAACAAACCGCGCCACUGUGAGAAACACUGGGGAUUUGAAAAUGGAUCUAAUUGAAUUUACCCGGCCAUAUGCAGCAAGAUCAUAUAACCACUGGUCUCCAUCUCUCCUCCAUCCAGUCCCCCUUCUCUCCUCUCCAUAUUCCUCUUCAUACCCACUCUACCCCUCUCUUCCUCUCCCCUCAACCUCGCUCCCUCUCCCUAACCCCACGCCUCUCUCCCCCCUUUUCCUUCACUCACCCAACCCCCCCACCAUAGGUACGCCUCCAUCCCCUCUUGGCAGCUCCAUCUCCUCCUCGCCUCCCCCCUGUCUCUCCUCCCUCUCCCUAGUUGGUUUCCACAGCUGUGGUGAGUGAGGGGCAGAUGACCGGAGAAUUGGCCCCUGGGAGAGCGCUGAGCCAUCCUGGUGCUAUUAGGCUCGUGGCUAAUAAUAGGUGUUUCAGACCAGGGGAAGAUCAAUCAGGGGGAAUCAUGGGGAAUGUUCGGAGCAGCGCUUUUUACACAUCGGCCCAGAUGGAUGAAAUUACACUUGUCAGUUUUUAGUUGCAUUACUCCCAAAUUGGUUGUCUACUCUUUUUUUCUCUCUCCCUCCCUCCCUCGCUUUCUCUCUCUCCUCUCUUCUUUCUCUCUCUUUGCCCUCCUUCAUGUGUCAGUGGCCUGCUAAAGGGAUUCAAUGGUGAAAUCCCUGUCAUUUUUGUCUUUUCCCUGUUUAGCCCUCAGCCAGCAGCUCUGUUGCCUGCAUAUGCACUUAGGAGAAAUCAGUUUAAGAUGUUGUCUUAUGGCUUGGGCAAUUUCCAUGUUUAAGGCAAUUGUGCAGCUGACAUCCUGUAUGUGGUCUGCAUGUAGAAUAAAAUGCUUUCAUUGACACAAAAGGUACAGUGAAAAACAAGUCAGUCAACAGAAAAUGGCAUCGGCAACGAUUUUGAUAAUCAGUACAUUAUUUCAGAGAUUUUUCAAACCAAAAUGCAAAAUUUUGUUACAGCUUUUUCAACGUGUGCAUUUCCUGCUUUUGUCUGUUUAAUUUCGUUGUAAACUGAAUAUUCUGAUGUUUCUAUAUUGUUGGUCGGACAAAACAAGACAUUUGAAAGUGUAACCUUGGGCUCUGGGUAACUGUGAGGGUUAUAUAUUAACUAUUUUAUACAGUUCAUAGAUUAAAGGAUUAAUCUAGAAAAUAAUCUGACAUAGCCCUCGUUCUGUGAGUGUGAAAUAAAUGGCUUUACACAAAUUGAUAAAUUUGUCAAUUGCAAUAAUUUUAUUGUAACUGCAUAAACAUCUUGUCUUGUAAUUGACUAAUUGUAAUUACAUCUGCCAGGGGCAAAUGAAUCUUUCAGGCUGUAUUUCACUGAACAGAAUAAAGUUCCCUGCACAAUG
Molecule: messenger RNA, 3959 nt
Organism: Dicentrarchus labrax (European seabass)
Lineage: Eukaryota; Metazoa; Chordata; Actinopteri; Moronidae
Gene: dlx5a
Product: distal-less homeobox 5a
Exons: 4
Coding region: 286-1143 (285 amino acids)
Biological process (GO): embryo development; anatomical structure formation involved in morphogenesis; cell differentiation
Molecular function (GO): RNA polymerase II cis-regulatory region sequence-specific DNA binding; DNA-binding transcription factor activity, RNA polymerase II-specific
Source: RefSeq, a predicted model, not a curated record